This is a messenger RNA of Microstroma glucosiphilum, 8072 nucleotides long. RefSeq lists its product as hypothetical. Lineage: Eukaryota; Fungi; Basidiomycota; Exobasidiomycetes; Microstromatales; Microstromataceae. The transcript has 3 exons. Gene Ontology annotation, molecular function: ATP binding; ATP-dependent chromatin remodeler activity; methyltransferase activity. The coding region runs from base 86 to 7714 and encodes 2542 amino acids. The record is from RefSeq and is a predicted model, not a curated record.
GGAAGGACCAUUCCUGCACUCCCACCUUGGCCUUCCAUGUCCUAGACUCCUGUACUCACGACACCAGAGCUCAUAUCAUCAUACCAUGAACGGCGUCCAGCGGCCGAGGAGGACAGCAUCUCGCAUGUCCUUCGCGGGGCUCCUCGACUCGGACGACAGCGACUUUGAGGUUCAAGACGUGGUAAUGACCUCGGCCCCUUCACUCAACAAGCGAUCGCGCCGAGCUCUCUCCGAUAGCGACGAAGACUUCGCUAGCAGGGAAGAUAGCUCAAUACGUACUACUCCCGAAAGCGAAAAGGCAGUCGUUGUUGAUGUGCCACAUGCGAGUACAUCGCGUCUGAUAGAGGAGAAGCGCGUAAAGCUUUUCGACAGACGCAGCACCGAGCAAGCUUCCUACCUGUGCGGCUCGCAACCUUUCGUCGAUGUACCCUUGCCGCCCACAAAUGUCCGCUAUGCUGGGCGACCCCGGGCAGCAGGACCCAGCGUUGCGACAGGCAAACAGACCCGGCAAAGUACUCUCGCCAGCUUCUUUAGAGCACCACUCGCUCCUACGAAAGCUGCUUCAUCUAACACAGCUGCCAGAAAGCAACCUGUCAAGUCAGAAAGCAAACCAUCCGUAAGCUCAUUCUUUGCACCUCGGAGCAGCUUGAAGGCAAAGAAGAAGAAGUCGGCCUCUGAUGAUGAUGAGGACUAUGUGGAUCACUCUGUGUCAGCUGAUGAAGACGACAUGAAGGUUGAGAGCGACUUUGAAGCAGAGGAAGCAGAGCCCUCAGACGAGGAGAUGCUCGAAAUAUCUGGCUCUGAGGCCAGCUUCGGUGAAUCCACCGUCAAGAAGAAGGGCAAGGUGCGCGGGCCGGUAUCGGCAAGGAAGAACCCUGGUCCUGGCAAAAAAUUCGCGUCUGCCUUUCGUACCGGCCGAGAACCAAAGAAAAUCAAGCACUGCCCUGAUCUGGCACAGGCGGCUCAAGCAGCCAAAGACGCCGAGAGUAGGCAUGCUAACAAGCUCUGGCCACCAAUAUCUGACCUCAAUGACAUCUAUGCCGAUAUCGUUGAUCGUAUGCCAGAAGCUCUGCUCAAACCUCUGGCAGAGACACUAGCCGGGCAAGGGAGGGCUCUGCGCGUUGCGACGAUGUGCAGUGGUACCGAGUCGCCUUUGCUGGCACUCAAUCUCAUCUCCCGCGCUGUCGAGGCGAAGUGGGGCAUCAAGAUGGGUAUCGAGCAUGUCUUCUCAUGUGAGCUGGAACCAUUCAAGCAAGCCUACAUCGAGCGCAAUUUUAAUCCGCCUCUGCUCUUCCGAGACGUUACGGAGCUGGGCAAUGCGCGAGCGCACACGGCUUACGGAGCUCUGGUCGACGUUCCGGGAGACAUUGAUUUGCUAGUCGCCGGUACUUCUUGUGUCGACUAUUCUGGUCUCAACAAUAGCAAAAAGGCCAUCAACGAAGGAGGCGAGUCGGGACGGACAUUCUUCGGCAUGCUCAAGUGGGUCGAGCGUCAUCAGCCUGCCAUCGUGAUCCUUGAGAAUGUCAAGUCUGCGCCCUGGGAUGGCGUCUGCAAGUUCUUUGAGGAAGCAGACUACGAUUCUACCUACUCUACCAGAUUCGAUACCAAGAAUUACUAUAUACCUCAGACAAGACAGCGAGGCUAUUUUAUGGCGACCAGGAACACCAAGGCGGAUUACCCUCCCAAUUGGCUUAAUCUGGUGACGUCGCUGCAACGACCAGCCUCAUCACCCAUCGAAGCCUUUAUGCUCCCGACCAGUGACCAACGCAUCCAAAAUUCCCGAGCCAAGCUGGGACACGAGCAAGGCGGCAAGAGCCGAAGCACCAUCGAUUGGAGCAAGUGUCAAGGGCGUCACGAAGAAGCUCGAGGAUUUGAGAAGCUCGGGCAGGCUCGGCCGUUCACUGCUUGGGAGGAAGGAGGGUCAUGUGUCAUGUCGCACGGCGCUUGGAAUGAAUUCGCCCGACCUCAGCCAGAGCGCGUGCUCGACUUGAUGGACAUCACUGUCCUCAGGAACGCCGGGCGUCAGGAAGAUCCUCACUUCAAGAGCAGAGUGUGGGAGCUGAGUCAGAACGUCGACAGAAACAUCGUAGCUCCUCAGCCUGGAGUGACAGGCUGCUUGACCCCCUCUGGUAUGCCUUUCCUGACAAGCCGAGGUGGCCCUGUCACGGGACUUGAGGCUCUAUCGCUGCAAGGGCUGCCCAUUGACGAGCUUCUGCUCACUCGAGAAAGUGAUGAUCAGCUGCAGAAUCUGGCUGGAAACGCCAUGACGUCAACCGUCGUGGGCAUUUGCAUUCUUUCAGCUCUGGUCCUCGCUCGACCUGACCUCGAAGCUGAUCGUCGUGAUGCUAAGGAAGGCGCCGAUCGCCUGACCGAGUCCAACCACCGAAGGAGGCGCGAUGUUGCCAUUGCUGGCGGGGAUCAGCUGUCUGCCCAGUCGCAACCAUACAAUCUCGUCAGCCUUGACAAGGUCGACAUGUCAUAUCUCCUAUCGCGAGCUGUCGCAUCUAGCCAGCUCUGCAUCUGUGAGGGACCAGCAGAGAUCAGGCGCGAUAUCUACCGUUGCAAGCUUUGCGAUCAUACCGCCUGUGGUACUUGCAAGUCCAGACCCACACACGACUUCGAACUUGAUCAAGCUGCCAGCGAUGGACUGCGACAAUCACCUCGGGCUUUCGAAGACCACCUCAAAGGCGCUUUGCCUAUGCGUCUCACGUUGGGCGGUGCUACGGCGGACGUGGCCGAAGGUCUCCAGAAAGCUGCCGGGGAAAUCUCAGGCUUGGCUGCUAAAGGUGGACAACGUUGGCUAGAUCGAGUCACCACUGUACUCACUGGAGCGGAGUUUCGCUUCUCCCAACUCAAGAGACAGCGCGCCUGGACUGCCGAGUUCCACUCUUCUGCUGCUCGACUGGAACUGGCGCUGGACAAGAACGAUCCUCACUGGAGCGUGUAUGUCGAAGCUGACAAGUCGGAACCUGCUGGUAGCACCCUUCGUAAGCUGCUUCAGCAACCUGUCGCUAGACUUCGACUGGACCCUUCAAGUGCAUCGACAACGCUUCUCGAUGCUGGAAAGCAGUGGGAAGUCAAUGUGCCCAGUCGACUCAGCUUCAAGGCCCAGGUCACCUCGCAUGGAAAGCAGGUGGACACUUGGCAGGCUUCACUUGGUCUGCGAGGCGAGUGGGAAGGCACGAAGCAGUACUCGCAAAUCAAAGUGGAAGUGCGCGGCAAUGCCGCUGAGGAGAGUUUAGGAGAGGACUUCAUCUCUGGCAACUAUGAGCUUCUGUCGGAGUGCGGUCAAGCCAAUGCGUCUCUGCACAAGCGUCAAGGCGAUGCUGUCUCGUCGCAGCUGUACCUCUUCAUCGAUGCAGCCCGUUACGGAUCUGCGAAGGAAGACUCCUACGUCUUCUCACGGGAGCUGGGAAUGCUGCCAUACCCGGCCGAGCGCAAGAUUGUCGCCAAUUUCAAGGCUGGUUGGAAGCCUAGCGCUGCUCCUCGUGACCCGACUGCAGGUGAUGAGGAGCAUACCCCUGAGGAGUUCGAACAGGCAAUGGCAAAGUAUAAGCAGAAGAUGCAGGACCAAGCUGAGAAGGGCGAGCUCGUCGAUGGAAGCGUUUGCGGCAAGUGGGUUACGCUCGAGUCACUUCGCCUCGAACCGUUUAGCGUGUCAAGGGGUGGUGAAGACAGCAGAAUCUCUGUCCCCACCUCUCCUGUCGCUCUCGAUCUCAACAAGACUGGAUGCGAAGAAGCUCUCUCUGUGCUGUACUGUUCCGCUCCGCUCACUGCUCACGCCGAUGACGCUGUCUGGCCUUCCAGAACCGACGCCUGGACAGAAGUCGACCUCGAACACCACUCGACCAAAACUUUUGCAAUGCUCUCCUGGCUGAUGGAGAGAGUGCCUGAAGUGUCGGCCUGGGACGAUUGGAUGAAGGCCUCUUACGACGCCCAACAUUCUUCCUGCGCUAUUUGUGCUCCUUCACCUCCUUCGAUCCAAUGGCUCAAGCGCGGAAACAAGCCCCCCAUACCCAUUGAAAAUGAACGGGAGGCGGGCCCUUACGAGCAAGCUCUGAAGAAUCGGCCUUUCCCAUUCUUGCUCCAGUUGAGGACGGAGGCGCAGAAAGGUAUUGCAAGGGUUCGGAUAGCAGUCAACGCCUCUACCUUGAUGCACCGAGCGCUUUCUCGUCUGCCUUGCCGCAACAAAGAUGCCGAUCUGCCGUGUCUUGACUGGCGCCUUACUCGCGUCAAUCCCACCCUCACCCAAUUCAAUUUGCCAGAGUACCAUCUGUCUUCCAAUCGACACGAUCCAGAAGCUGCCAACCCUGCCACUUUCAAGCUCGAGUUGAGGAAGGAGCAGAAGCGCUCCCUGGCCUGGAUGUUACAGCAGGAAGCGAAGGAGAUUGCGCCUUUCGUCGAAGAGGAGGUCAGCGAAGAUUCUCUGCCUGCUUUGGAGUGGUGUGCAGAAGGGCGUGCUAGACAGGCAAAGGUCAUCCGUGGAGGCGUCAUCGCCGACGCGGUCGGGUACGGCAAGACUGCCAUCUCCCUCGCUCUAAUCGCCACACAAAAGGACAAAGAGCGCAAAGAAGACAUCGAGGCGACUGCUACAAUUGACGAGGGCUUCAUCGGAACCAAAGCAACUCUGGUCAUCGUCCCGCCCCAGCUUUGCAAGCAGUGGGAGAACGAGGUGCACAAGUUCUUGGGCAAGUCACUCUCGGUCCACGUCAUCUUCAGCAAGGGUGACCUGAACAAGACCACCAUCGGCCAGCUGCAGCGCGUCGACGUUGUGAUUAUGUCUGUGUCUGUCUACAAAUCAGAUGCUUACUUCGGGACCCUGGCUGCAUUUGCUGCUGCCAACCCCAUUCCUAACCGGGAAGGUCGCUUCUUCGAGUCGGCUCUGACAAAGAGCGUCGCAGCUCUUCGCAAUCGCGUCAAGGAGCUCAAAGUGGGCGAUGGCGGCAAGUCUCUUUGGCGAAGCAUCAAAGACCGCGCCGAUUUUGAUCCUGCCCAUCUCACGACAUACAAGGCGAAGAAGAGAAUUGUUGGCGCGCAGUAUGCUCGGGAGAAGCGUCUGCAGGAUGACGCUGAGGACAUGGACGAUAUCGAGACUGCUGAAGAUGCUUGGGAGCAGAUCAAGAAGCAGCCCAUCUCAGACGUCUGGGGUCUCAAGAAAGGACUGAAGCGAUGGACCGACCUGACCUCACCGCCUCUUGAGGCUUUUGCCUGGCGACGAGUGGUCAUUGAUGAGUUCCAUUACAUUGCUGCAGAAGCCGGAAGGGUCUUCUCGGCGGUGCGAUCGCUCACUGCUCAGGCCACCUGGGUCCUCUCUGGAACACCCAAGACCAACGACUUCGCUGAUAUCCGCUCAAUGGCGGCAUUCCUCAACGUGCACUUGGGUGUCGAAGACGACGCUGACUAUACCGACGUGACAGCGCGAGGCAGAACCAGCCGCAACAAGAGUCGGUCAGACGUGGAGCGUUUCCGAAGCUUCGUCGAGGUGCACUCGCCUGCUUGGCACCAUCGCAGACAGGCCAUUGGCCAGACUUUCCUGGAUCGAUUCGUGCGUCAGAACAUUGCAGAGAUUGAUGAGAUCGCCAGCAUCGAGAUACUGAAGCCUGUGCGGAUGCCUGCUGCCGAGCGGGCCUGCUACCUCGAGCUGCAGCACACCAUCGAAGCGCUCGACCUUCGACACGCUCGUACCCUCUUCAGAGGUCCAGCCAAGGCUAAAGGGAUCACGAGCGAGAAUGACCGAGAUUACCGCCUAAGAACUACCUUGGGCGAGAGCUCCAGUCCAGAAGAAGCCCUCUCCCGUCAGGCUGCGCACUUUGUGCUGAGCUCGACUGAGAAGGCUCAGAAUGCCAUCGAGGCGUGCAAUCUGAUUGUGGAAGAGCGCGCUGAACAGCUAGCCCAAUGCAAGGAGGAGCUGGCAGCGAAGCUCAAGGUGGCCAAGGAGCAGCACUUUUUGGUUCUAAUGCACUACGGCUACCGAGACGACACGAAGCAGGCGCUGGUCACCUUUGCCAAAAACGCCAUCAGUGCGAAGUACGGAGACAAGGAAAGCAAGCAGGCUGUUGCCACCUUGUUGGAAGAGGCGGACUGUCUGGCGGCUGACCUGACGCUCGCAAAAGGCAAGCAGAUCUAUCCAAGAGAUCAGCUGAAAGAAGCUCUCAAGCGAAGAGCUGUCGCAUCCGCCAUCGCCGAGCUGCAAAAGCAAAAGACUUCGGCAGCAAAGCAGAGCAAGGCGAAGAAGGGCAAGAAGCCCUCAAGCUCUGACAGUGAAGAAGCAGAGAUGAGCGAUGACGGCGCUGCUGGCCCGAGCAAGGCGGACGUGGCUGCCGAGAAGAAGGUAGCCGCCAAAGCCAUCAAGGACAUGGAAGCGGAGCUCUCAGGCAAAGGCAAGAGCAAUGCAGAGGAAGUUCAGAAACAGGCCUGGGCGCAGGAGACACACAUCCGCGCCCUCGUCCAUCAGCUCGUGCAAUUGCGCAACGAGACGGCAGCCCGUCAGCGUUCUCUCCGCUACUUUGAGAAUAUCAGAGCUAUCCAGCUUCAGAAGGCAGGAGACGUUUCUGGAGAAUGUCCAGGCUGUAAGCAAGACCUCGUCUUCACCAAGCUCGCCCUUUCCUCCGUCUGCGGACACCUCUUCUGCAUCGAAUGUGGCCGCCGCGAGGCCUACAAGGGCAAGUGUCCCGAGUCGGGAUGCAAUGCCGAUGCCAAGCCUGGGUCCAUUGUCAGCGCUACGUCGCUCGGAGUGGAAAAUACCCAAGUGUCGGCCUUUGGCGAGAAGAUGUCUCAGCUUGCGCACCUGCUGCGAGAUCGCACCUUGAUCCCAGCAGGCGACAAGGUGAUCCUCUUUGUCCAAUUCGAAGGUCUGCUGGAGAAGACGGCACACGCCCUGACUUCGUACGGGAUCAAGUUCACCCGUGUCAAGGGGAAUGCAAGGAGUCGAUCCGAAACCCUCGACGCGUACCAGCGGGGAAACGCCCCACGCGUGCUCCUCCUGGACGUCGCCGACGAGUCUGCAGCAGGGUCUAACCUGACCAUUGCGAACCAUGUCAUCUUCCUCUCCUCGCUCGUGACAGAGGAUCAGACGACGUACCGCUCUACGCUUCAGCAAGCAAAGGGCCGAUGCUUGCGCUUCGGACAGACAAAAGAGGUGCACCUCUGGCACCUCCUCGCCAGGAGCACCAUUGACGAGGAGAUCUUCAAUACGCGGGAAGUCUCAAAGGCCGCCGGGGGCAAUCAACCCAACAACGGUAGCGGUACUGGAGCUACUACUCCCGUCAUCCAGUCCUUGGACGCUGCAUUGGAGGCUAGGAGCGAGCGGCAGAUACACCUGGGCAGACAGGUGGACACGCAGAUGGACAUGGAGGAGGAGGCGGCCAUUGAGAAACGUGGCGGCGGAGCGCGGGCAGGUCGCAGACCAUCGACGUCGGCUUCGGCGCCAGGCGCAGGUCCUCGAGAUGUGCCUGUGGUGGAUCUUGCUGAUGAUGAGUCGGAAGAGGAGCAUGGCACCAGAUUCGGCAGCAGGGGCAAGAAGAUCUGGGGAAAGAAGAAGGAAGAGAUGACGACAAUGAAGACGACGACGAAGGCCAAGGCUCCUUCUUCUUCUGCUGCUCCCAGGCGCAAGGUCAGCGGCGCAAAGACGCUCCACUAUGAUUCUGACGACGACGGUGAUGGUGACGACUAUGAAGGGGCGUACGUGUCUGCUGAUGACAUCGACAUGCUGUGAAUGGGGCGAUGGAGCGACACCCUUCUUUUCUGCCAAAAUUGUUUCUUCUAUUUGCAAACCAUUACCCAUACCGCCUUUUUGGUUCCUUUGUAUUCCUCUGUGCUGACUUCUAUACAAUAACGUUGCGAGUGUCCGUCUGAAGGUCAUCGGUGUAAGAAAGAGAGAGAGAGAGAGAGAGCGUGUGUGUGUGUGCAGCUAUGCGUCUCUCCCCUCCCUCCACGUUGGCUUUACGAGAGGAUACUCUUUGCUCCACCCGAGGAUACUUUUCCCUGAGCCCAUCGAUUUGACUUUUCAGCCAUCUCUACCGCGGCUGUUCCCCAAUCCUCUCCAUGGUUAUGUGCUCCCUCUCCAAUUCCAC